Molecule: messenger RNA, 2612 nt
Organism: Lolium perenne
Lineage: Eukaryota; Viridiplantae; Streptophyta; Magnoliopsida; Poales; Poaceae
Source: RefSeq, a predicted model, not a curated record
CGGAUAAAAGUAGCAGAGCGCAGUCUUUGGCGAUGCCACGCCCAGCAGAACGGAUCUGGGGUCUUACCUUCGCAAAUUUGCGGCAUUCAGAAAUUGAUCGCAACUUUGGCGUUCUGAGAAUAUAUUGUCGAGUGCUUUUCGCUUUUGGAAUAGCACAUUUUAUCGAGUCAUAUUUGAUGACUUUAUUUUGUCUUCCCGAUGGGAGUAUAUGUAGAGUUAUUUGUGUAACUCGAAAUAUACUCACUUCUGUUUCUCUAUUUUUGAAAAAAAAAUUCAUCGGGCACGCGAACAGCGUUCCCGAUGGGAGUAGCCCCCGAGGCUACAGCCAAGAACUUGUGCUUGGGUGUAGGCUCCACAGAUUAGUAUCCUUUGCCGCUAUAUUUAUAAUCCUUCUCGAUAUUUUUAUAUUUAUCGGGUGCGCGACCAGCGCUCCCGAUGGGAGUAGCCCCCGAGGCUAUGAACAAAUUCUUGGAUUUGGUCAUAGGCUCUCGCCAUUUCUAUAUUGUUAUACUUGAAAUUUUAUUUUUCCAAAGUAGCCCCCGAGCAUUUGGGCAAAAACUUGUAUUUGAUCAAAGGCUCCAAGAGUAUUCAAAUGAUUUACCCUGUCGCCAUUCUCUUUUUAUUUUUCUUGUCGACAUAUUCUCCUUUGUCAAAUUCUCUUCGUCUCUAUCAAUAAUUGGGAUUUUUUUUUCUGCCUUGUGGGUCCAUUGUUCCCACUACAUUGACACGUCGUGCAAGUGGGGGACACACGUCCUCCGCUUUUCCUGGCGCUCGUACGGUAACGCCUGUUCCAUUCCUUCUCAGUAAAAAUACCUUUUUACCCUUGUAUCUACGAGAUCCUUUUUCACCACACGAUUUCUUCAUCCAACGGUGCACUGCUUCGUCCGAAUCCUAUAUAAACCUUUCUUCAACCUCGGUCCAGUCCUUCGCUAGCGCCGCACAUCUGUUUCCCUCUGCAAAAACUUCCCCUGCGCCCAACUCUGUUUGAUCUUCCGCACGCCCAAGCAUUGCUUUGUCCCCUGCCUUUGAUGCCACCACGCACGCGACUCACGCGCCACAGCACUCCAGAAUCCGAGAUGGCCGCCGAAGAUCUUGAGUGGGAGAGAUCCAAAAUCUCCAACCAAGACCUCAACAUGAUGAAGAAGCUUGGCCUGAUGAAGAAGGAAGAUGCCAUCCGCUUUCCCAGCGAAGAAAGCUAUCCCAACCCUCCAAUGGAGUACCGGGUUAGUUUCGUCGAUCACCUCAUCCGCGGCCUUUCUGCCCCAAUUCACGAUUUCCUCCGCGGCCUUCUUUUUGUUUAUGGGAUUCAACUGCACCAAUUGACCCCCAAUUCCAUCCUCCACAUUUCCAUUUUUAUCACGCUGUGCGAAUGUUUCCUUGGAAUCCCUCCUAACUGGGUUCUUUGGAAACGUAUUUUCCUUCUCCGCCGCAAUGCCUCCCGCAAUGCCACUUAUAACAUAGGCGGCGUUGUUAUCUGUGUUCGAACUGACGUUGAUUACUUCGACGUCAAAUUUCCCGAUUCUGUCCAAGGGUGGCGCAAAAAGUGGCUCUACAUUCACGAAGAAAGUGCCAACUCUGUGGAACAUAACAUAAUCCCCUUCGACGGAAACGCCAAAAUUCAGCGCCGCCGCUCCUGGGAUGCUGAAGCUUCCGAAGAAGAGAAAAAGGCGACAGAAGCACUUAUGUCUCGUAUUCGUCAGCUUCAAAAUACUCGAGGCAAAGAGCUUUCUGGUGUUCAAAUCACUGCCUACUUUCUUAGAAUUAGAGUGCAGCCUCUUCAGGCUCGCAAAAAUCCCCUUUGGACAUAUGCUGGUGGAAACGACGCCAAUAGGCUCUCCAGUGAUCUUUCUGCAAAGGACUUGGAGAAGCUGAUUCGAAGAAUUUCCCGUUUAAACAAGAAAGACCCUGUUCCUUCCUCUUGCCGCGUGGAACCAUACAGCUCCACCAAUCCUCUCCCCGAGGUAUUUUGUCUUCUCGAAUUUUUAUCUUGUUCCAAAUGUUCCCUGCAUCUCACUGUAUUGAUAUCUCGCUAAUGUUUCCUUUGUCGCUAUUUUUUGCAGAACCAUCCUACUAUGGCUUCUCUUCCUCCCCUUCCUGAGGAUGGAGAAGUCGAAGAACAAGCUAUCGUUGCCGAAGACAAUCAAGGUUCUUCUCUUCAUGAAAGUGAAGUCGCAGGUUCUCACAAAUCUGCGGCUUCCUAUGAAAAGGAAGUUGAAUCUGAAGCCAGCGAAUCGACGCAAUCCCUUCCUCCUGCUGUUUCCCCAAAGAACAAAAGGAAAAGGGAUGACGCCGAAACUUCCGGCACCUCCAAACCCGAAGAAGCUGUUCCUUCUCAUCCGAAGUCAGCUUAUGAUCCAUACCUCGAAACUCUUAUCAGUUCUGAUGAUGAAGAAGUGGUACCAACUGUUGAUGUGGCUACUCGAACGAGUACGUCACAUACAUUAGUCGCCUCGGAAACGCCAGUCGAAGGGGAAGAAACGUCGCCUCCUCGACAAAAUGUCGGCACCGCGACUCCACCGACAAGCCCCCGAGCCUCUUCACCGAAAAGGGCAAGGACGGAGAUUAUCGCGGAACCUACUCUCCAAUUGAGUAGCUCCUCGAACCUUCUCAUG